UGUUGUCCAACCUUGCUGCUAGACCACAUGAUGCCUUGUCAGAUGUUUGGGAUAUGUGAUAGCACUGCACCCAGAUGCGAGAUGAUGCGAGCUGCGAGAAACGGGCCUAGUAUCAUUACGGUGCGGUGUAGGCGGAACAUCGUCGAAAGACUGGCCAUGACUCGACCUUGAGGGUUGACGGCAUUUUUCAGCUGUGGUCCGUCCACCACCGAGUCCCGAAAGACGAAACGACGAUGCUGCCGAGAAUUGCGAUGUAUCUCCUCUUGCCUGCCGCCGAGUCUCUCGGCACGAGGUGUCGCGCAGCCGCAUGCCUGCUCGUAGAUCAUGUCAAAUUGGGUACGAUUCCAGAAGUCGAGGCGAGCCUUCUUUUGGAACGUCAACCUUCACGGGCUUGGGCCCCCCUCAUCAAUCUCUUCUCUGAAAGUCCAUCGGAAUCAUCCGUGCCAUCUGCCGAUUCACGCGAUGGAUGUGUUCAUCUCAAGUUGAGAAGAAGUUGGAUGCAAGCCGUGAUGAAGCAGGAGCAAGAAGCCCUCGGAUGGAAUAUGCAUUAGAUGAUGAUGAUGUAAUUAUGCGAGUUGACCCAAUUGAGUCUCCCGCAACAACGGUCGGGUCGCGGAA
This is a messenger RNA of Colletotrichum godetiae, 618 nucleotides long. RefSeq lists its product as uncharacterized. The transcript has a single exon. Lineage: Eukaryota; Fungi; Ascomycota; Sordariomycetes; Glomerellales; Glomerellaceae. The coding region runs from base 234 to 551 and encodes 105 amino acids. The record is from RefSeq and is a predicted model, not a curated record.